This is a messenger RNA of Mandrillus leucophaeus (drill), 7053 nucleotides long. It is a transcript of the gene EML5, whose product is annotated as echinoderm microtubule associated protein like 5. Lineage: Eukaryota; Metazoa; Chordata; Mammalia; Primates; Cercopithecidae. The record is from RefSeq and is a predicted model, not a curated record. Gene Ontology annotation, molecular function: microtubule binding. The transcript is spliced from 46 exons. Bases 1 to 6096 code for a protein of 2031 amino acids.
AUGUAUAAUAGGCUGAUCAAAGGCAUAAACGUGGCCUACGCUGGGUGCAGGGACCGUAAGGAACAGGCAGGCGCUUCCCGGUUGAGGACACAAAGCAGCGGGAGCCUGGGGUCGCCGAGGGUCAGCCUGGGCUUGAGCGGCUCAAAGAGGGAGGGCUCCGCGUCCCGCGCGCGUGUAGAGACGCGGUCCCAGCGACUCCGCAGCUGGACCUACGGCUACCGGGGCCACCAGUGCCGCAACAACCUCUACUACACUGCGGCCAAGGAGAUCGUAUACUUCGUGGCGGGGGUCGGCGUGGUGUAUAGUCCGCGGGAGCACCGGCAGAAGUUCUACCGGGGCCACAGCGACGACAUCAUCAGCCUUGCAUUGCACCCUGAACGAGUGUUGGUAGCAACAGGACAAGUUGGGAAAGAGCCUUAUAUUUGUAUUUGGGAUUCAUACACUGUGCAGACCAUAUCAGUUUUAAAGGAUGUUCAUACACAUGGUAUAGCUUGCUUGGCGUUUGACUUAGAUGGACAGCGCUUGGUUUCAGUUGGACUGGAUUCAAAGAAUGCAGUUUGUGUUUGGGACUGGAAAAGGGGAAAAAUGUUGUCUAUGGCUCCUGGUCAUACAGAUAGAAUAUUUGAUAUUUCUUGGGAUUUGUACCAGCCAAAUAAACUUGUCAGCUGUGGUGUAAAACAUAUCAAGUUCUGGAGUUUAUGUGGAAAUGCUCUGACCCCAAAACGAGGUGUCUUUGGUAAGACGGGUGACCUUCAGACAAUACUGUGCCUAGCCUGUGCAAGGGAUGAAUUAACAUAUUCUGGUGCACUCAAUGGGGAUAUAUAUGUCUGGAAAGGAAUCAAUCUUAUACGAACAAUACAAGGAGCCCAUGCUGCAGGAAUUUUUAGCAUGAAUGCUUGUGAAGAAGGCUUUGCUACUGGUGGCAGAGAUGGUUGUAUUCGUCUUUGGGAUUUAACUUUUAAACCAAUUACUGUGAUUGAUCUCAGGGAAACAGACCAGGGAUACAAAGGUUUGUCUGUAAGGAGUGUGUGUUGGCGAGGUGACCACAUUCUAGUUGGAACACAGGACAGUGAAAUUUUUGAAAUUGUGGUGCAAGAAAGAAAUAAACCUUUUCUAAUUAUGCAAGGGCAUUGUGAAGGUGAACUUUGGGCACUUGCUGUCCAUCCUACUAAACCUUUGGCUGUGACUGGAAGUGAUGAUCGUUCAGUCAGGAUAUGGAGCCUAGUAGAUCAUGCAUUAAUAGCAAGGUGUAAUAUGGAAGAACCAAUUCGUUGUGCAGCUGUCAAUGCAGAUGGAAUCCAUCUUGCCCUUGGAAUGAAGGAUGGCUCAUUCACUGUACUUAGAGUAAGAGAUAUGACGGAAGUUGUACAUAUUAAAGAUAGGAAGGAGGCAAUUCAUGAAUUAAAAUAUUCACCAGAUGGAACUUACCUUGCUGUUGGAUGCAAUGACAGCUCAGUUGAUAUUUAUGGAGUUGCUCAGCGUUAUAAAAAAGUUGGCGAGUGUUUGGGAUCCCUUAGUUUCAUCACUCAUCUGGACUGGUCUUCAGACAGUAGAUAUUUGCAGACAAAUGAUGGAAAUGGGAAAAGACUUUUUUAUAGAAUGCCAGGGGGAAAAGAAGUGACAAGUACAGAAGAAAUAAAAGGUGUUCAUUGGGCUUCAUGGACAUGUGUUUCAGGCCUUGAAGUAAAUGGAAUUUGGCCCAAGUAUUCAGAUAUCAACGAUAUAAAUUCAGUAGAUGGAAAUUAUAUUGGCCAAGUUUUAGUUACAGCUGAUGACUAUGGAAUUAUAAAAUUAUUCCGAUAUCCAUGUUUAAGAAAAGGAGCCAAGUUUAGAAAAUAUAUUGGCCAUUCAGCUCACGUAACUAAUGUCAGAUGGUCACAUGAUUAUCAGUGGGUUAUUUCUAUUGGUGGAGCAGAUCACUCUGUCUUUCAGUGGAAAUUUAUUCCUGAAAGAAAACUGAAAGAUGCUCUUCACAUAGCACCCCAAGAAAGUCUGGCUGACUCUCACAGUGAUGAAUCAGAUUCAGAUCUGUCUGAUGUUCCAGAGCUGGAUUCUGAAAUUGAACAAGAGACACAGCUCACCUACCGUCGACAGGUUUACAAAGAAGAUCUACCUCAGCUUAAAGAACAAUGCAAAGAGAAACAAAAAAGUGCUACUUCUAAAAGACGAGAGCGGGCUCCAGGAAAUAGUAUUCGAUUACACUUUGUUCAUGGUUACAGAGGUUAUGACUGUCGAAGUAAUCUGUUUUAUACUCAAAUUGGUGAAAUUGUGUACCAUGUGGCAGCAGUGGGUGUCAUUUAUAAUCGACAGCAGAACACACAGCGUUUUUAUCUGGGUCAUGAUGAUGAUAUUCUCUGCCUAACUAUUCAUCCUUUGAAAGACUACGUGGCAACAGGCCAGGUUGGUAGAGAUCCCUCAAUACAUAUAUGGGAUACAGAGACCAUUAAACCAUUGUCCAUAUUAAAGGGCCACCACCAAUGUGGUAUUAGUGCUGUUGAUUUCUCAGCGGAUGGGAAACGUUUGGCGUCAGUUGGCAUAGAUGAUAGCCAUACUAUUGUGCUGUGGGACUGGAAGAAAGGAGAGAAACUUUCAAUAGCAAGAGGAAGUAAAGAUAAGAUUUUUGUUGUAAAGAUGAACCCCUAUGUGCCUGAUAAAUUAAUUACAGCUGGAAUUAAACACAUGAAAUUUUGGCGUAAAGCAGGGGGAGGAUUGAUUGGAAGAAAAGGCUACAUAGGCACACUGGGGAAAAAUGACACAAUGAUGUGUGCAGUGUAUGGAUGGACUGAAGAGAUGGCUUUUUCUGGAACAUCCACAGGAGAUGUGUGUAUCUGGAGGGACAUCUUUCUUGUAAAAACAGUGAAAGCACAUGAUGGGCCAGUGUUCAGUAUGCAUGCUUUGGAAAAAGGGUUUGUAACUGGAGGAAAAGAUGGUAUAAUAGCUCUUUGGGAUGACUCUUUUGAAAGAUGUCUCAAGACCUAUGCUAUAAAAAGAGCUGCAUUGGCCCCGGGAUCUAAAGGUCUUCUCUUGGAAGAUAAUCCAUCUAUACGUGCCAUAUCCUUAGGACAUGGUCAUAUUUUAGUUGGCACAAAGAAUGGCGAAAUACUAGAAGUGGAUAAAAGUGGCCCAAUAACACUUCUGGUUCAGGGACACAUGGAAGGAGAGGUGUGGGGUUUAGCUACACACCCUUAUCUGCCCAUCUGUGCUACUGUAAGUGAUGAUAAAACCUUAAGAAUAUGGGAUCUCUCUCCUAGUCAUUGUAUGUUGGCUGUCCGGAAGCUGAAAAAGGGUGGGAGGUGUUGCUGUUUUUCUCCUGAUGGUAAAGCUUUAGCCGUAGGUCUCAACGAUGGAAGCUUCUUAAUGGCAAAUGCAGAUACUCUAGAGGAUCUUGUGUCUUUUCAUCACAGAAAAGAUAUGAUUUCAGAUAUUCGAUUUUCACCUGGUUCUGGGAAAUAUCUUGCUGUAGCAUCCCAUGACAGCUUUAUAGAUAUAUACAAUGUAAUGAGUAGUAAACGAGUAGGAAUAUGCAAAGGAGCUACCAGUUACAUAACCCAUAUUGAUUGGGAUAUUAGAGGAAAGCUUUUACAGGUCAACACUGGUGCUAAGGAACAAUUAUUCUUUGAAGCCCCCAGAGGGAAAAAACAAACCAUCCCGAGCGUGGAGGUAGAAAAAAUUGCUUGGGCAUCAUGGACAAGUGUACUUGGUUUAUGCUGUGAAGGAAUUUGGCCAGUAAUUGGAGAAGUUACAGAUGUAACUGCUUCUUGCCUCACGAGUGACAAAAUGGUUCUAGCUACUGGGGAUGAUUUGGGAUUUGUGAAGUUAUUUAGAUAUCCUACUAAAGGGAAAUUUGGAAAGUUUAAGAGGUAUGUGGCCCAUAGUACACAUGUCACAAAUGUUCGCUGGACUUAUGAUGACAGCAUGUUGGUUACCCUAGGAGGUACAGAUAUGUCUUUAAUGGUGUGGACAAAUGAGAUGGAAGGCUAUCGAGAAAAAAGGCCUUGUGAUAGUGAAGAAUCCGACAUUGAUUCUGAAGAAGAUGGGGGCUAUGACAGUGAUGUUACAAGGGAGAAUGAAAUCAGUUACACCAUCAGAGCCUUAUCAACAAAUAUCCGCCCAAUGUUUGGAAUCAAGCCUCAUUUACAACAAAAAGAACCCUCAACUGAUGAAAGGCAGGGAGUAGUAAGAGGUUCCAGGCCUCCGGUGAGCAGGGCCCCACCACAGCCAGAGAAACUCCAGACAAACAAUGUAGGCAAGAAAAAGAGACCUAUAGAGGACCUUGUGUUGGAGCUCGUUUUUGGUUAUCGAGGCAGAGACUGUAGGAAUAAUGUUCACUAUUUAAAUGAUGGUGAUGAUAUAAUUUAUCACACUGCAUCCAUUGGAAUUCUGCACAAUGUUGCUACAGGUUCUCAGAGUUUUUAUCAGGAACAUAAUGAUGAUAUUCUGUGCCUCACAGUAAACCAGCACCCCAAAUUUAUCAACAUAGUGGCAACUGGCCAAGUAGGUGAUUCAGCAGACAUGUCAGCUGCAGCUCCUUCUAUUCACAUCUGGGACGCAAUUAACAAGCAGACUUUAUCUAUCCUAAGAUGCUACCAUUCAAAGGGAGUAUGUUCAGUCAGCUUCAGUGCUACGGGCAAACUAUUGCUUUCUGUGGGACUAGACCCAGAACAUACUAUUACCAUUUGGAGAUGGCAGGAAGGUGCCAAAAUUGCCAGCAGAGCUGGUCACAAUCAACGUAUUUUUGUGGCAGAAUUCCGACCAGAUUCAGAUACCCAGUUUGUCUCAGUGGGAGUAAAACAUGUGAAGUUCUGGACCCUGGCAGGAAGGGCUCUUCUUAGCAAAAAAGGGCUACUGAGCACACUGGAAGAUGCCCGGAUGCAGACCAUGCUCGCUAUUGCAUUUGGUGCAAAUAACUUGACGUUUACAGGUACCAUCAGUGGUGAUGUCUGUGUGUGGAAAGAUCACAUAUUGUGUAGAAUCGUGGCGAGAGCUCACAACGGGCCUGUGUUUGCCAUGUACACCACCCUGCGAGAUGGACUUAUCGUGACUGGGGGAAAGGAAAGGCCGUCAAAAGAAGGAGGAGCGGUUAAACUGUGGGAUCAGGAACUGAGGCGGUGCCGUGCCUUCAGGCUUGAGACAGGACAAGCCACAGAUUGUGUUCGUUCUGUGUGCAGAGGCAAAGGCAAGAUCCUUGUUGGGACAAGGAAUGCUGAAAUAAUCGAAGUUGGAGAGAAAAAUGCAGCUUGUAAUAUUUUAGUUAACGGUCAUGUGGAUGGGCCAAUCUGGGGACUAGCAACCCAUCCUUCCAGGGAUUUUUUCCUUUCUGCUGCAGAAGAUGGGACGGUGAGACUUUGGGAUAUUGCUGAUAAAAAGAUGUUAAACAAAGUGAAUUUGGGGCAUGCUGCUCGUACUGUGUGUUAUAGCCCUGAAGGGGACAUGGUGGCUAUUGGAAUGAAAAAUGGAGAAUUUAUCAUUUUACUAGUGAGUUCUCUAAAAAUAUGGGGAAAGAAGAGAGACAGGAGAUGUGCAAUCCAUGAUAUCAGAUUUAGUCCGGAUUCCCGGUAUCUGGCAGUGGGUUCUAGUGAGAACUCAGUGGAUUUUUAUGACCUGACAUUGGGCCCCACUCUUAACAGAAUCAGCUACUGCAAAGACAUUCCAAGCUUUGUCAUUCAAAUGGACUUCUCUGCAGACAGCAGAUAUCUCCAGGUCUCCAGUGGCUGCUAUAAACGGCAUGUCUACGAAGUGCCUUCAGGAAAACAUCUUAUGGAUCAUGCCGCUAUUGACAGAAUUACUUGGGCUACAUGGACUAGUAUUCUAGGAGAUGAGGUUUUGGGAAUCUGGUCCAGACAUGCUGAGAAAGCUGAUGUCAACUGUGCCUGUGUAUCUCAUUCAGGAAUCAGUCUUGUAACAGGAGAUGACUUUGGCAUGGUUAAGUUAUUUGACUUCCCAUGUCCAGAAAAAUUUGCAAAACACAAAAGGUUCUUGGGUCAUUCGCCCCACGUGACAAAUAUUCGAUUUACCAGUGGUGAUCGACAUGUUGUUAGUGCUGGAGGUGAUGACUGCAGCUUACUUGUCUGGAGAUGUGUACAUACGCCUCACUGAGAGAUGCUGAGAUGACUACACAAAUUAACCCUGAGACCAGAAUUACAGAGAAGAAAAACCAAAACCCAACCCUGCAUGGUCAAGUGGUGCUAACCUAAGACUGUAACAGGGAGAAAUGCCCAGAAUCAUCAAAAUAGUGAAAGACUGAUCUGUUCAAAAUAUUUGCUAUAUACACUGGGUAUAAUCCAUAAUCCAUACACUGCCAGAUAAUGCCAUUUCAAGGAAGGAUCGAAUACUUGAUGGUCAAGGCCAAGUCCCCCUGUAUUGGGAAGUGUGCGAUUUCGGCAGACCUGCUGGGAAAAUUUAGGGUGGAGCACUCUUUACAGAAAAACUCAAAAACCCAAUUUGGAUAAUUUUCAUCAUCUUUUUAGCAAAAUGGUUUCUUAGUGUUUAUAUUUUAUUUUCAAGGUUCAUUGUUUAAUGAAAUAUUUUAUUCUUGCAUUUCCAUAAGGAAAGGGAAAGUAAUGAUCACCCUAAAGGAUCACAGUUUUUAAAAGGCAAACAUUUUCCCUAAGGAAACAGACACAAGCUUUCCUGGAGAAUAUGAUGUUUUUUAGGCAUUAAUAAAGUCCUUUUUUAUAAAGGACACUUUUCUCCUGGUAGUUUUGAAUUCAGGAACAGAUCUAAAGUUAGCAGUAUAUGGCUGCUACAUUUCCAUUUUCAUUUUCAAGCCAUCAGUUUAUGUUCAGACGCCAUCUCUGUAAUCGAACAUUUAAAACGUAACUGUAGCCUCACUAAUGGAAAAGUAGUACGAUGAACAAUCAUUCCCAAUGGUGUACAGUUUAAGGGUUUUAGGGAGCAACAGUAUUUAACUGGAAGAGAGUAUUGCAUAUUUAAUGUAGUCUAAUAUACACACAUUUGUUUAACAUGUAAACAGUGUUAAAUUCACAUAUACAACAUUAUACAAUUAAUCACUCUUGGAAUAAAAUUUUUAUAGCUUUUUUUCUAUUGGGAAAA